UGCACUACAUUCUCUCAGACACCAGCGCUGUGUGCUCAGGUGUGUUGAAAAGCUUCUGCUCCUUCUGACUCUCUGCAGGGUGGAAAGAUGUCAGAGGCCAGUAGGACCCAAAGAGAGGAAUCUGGAGAAGUAACGAUAAAUAUUCCCAAAAAUUUCCAUCAUAGUUUAAUUGUUGUUUCUACUUUACUGAAACUAAGGAACGUACAAUGAUUUUAUAAGCCGUGAUUUUCUGUGACCUCUUGUGCAGAUCUACAAUAAGUGUAAGUACAAAAGAACACGGUCGAAUCAGUUACACAAAAUGGUUACACUGAUAAAUGGACUGCUAUAUUAUUCCUGCCUUGCAUCUGAUACUUCGUAAAAGUAGCAUUUCUUUAUAUGAUCUCAUAAUGUGAAACAAACAUCAGUCGUCCAUAUUUAUAUUUUCAUCUUUAUCAUUACAGGAGUGUGACAAUACAAGUGGGGCUACAGUAUGAUUGUCUGCUAAGUGUAAAGCACACAAAAAAACAUGGAGCUGCGAUGUAGAGACACCAGUUCGCCCAGACAGAACAUGGGAGAACAUGCAAACUCCACACCAAGUGUGCUCCAGGCCGUUGUGAGACACUGCACGAAUCCCCACAACAAGGGACCAGAAAGAACGCUUCGUGACAGAAAAAGGCAUCCAGGAAACAGGAAACAAGAACAGAAACUGCUUUACUUGUUUCUGAACCUCCUGGCCUUGUGUGUCUGCUGCGGUGGAGUCACACCUGAGAAAAAUUCCAGAACCUGCGACAGCAAAGACAAGACCUCAGCUCCAGUGACCCCCCCCACUCCUGCCACCUCAACUUCUACAAACUCUGAUGUAAAGACACCCCCCAGCCCCCUCCAAGUCUCACAGUCUGAGGACUGUGAUUUGAACGAUGGAUGUGAUUCGAACAAGCAAGCGGAACCGACUGUGAUUCAGCCUAACGAUUCCAGCUGCAAAAAUCUGUGGAAAAGCCACAAGCCCACUCCAGUGACAGACCCUGUCUCUGCAGUACAUGAAGACCCUGAAAAAGGACACACAACUCCGGUUGAACAGUUUCCAGGGCCAGUGUCACCAGAGGCUCCACGGGCUAAUGAGAGACCCCCAACCACGAAGUGGGCUGAUGUUCCUGUCAAGAAGCCCAUCAGACCAGUUACUGCACCCCCUCCAAUAGACUGGCAGCUUCCAGGAGUGCCCAUUCCUUCCCCCACCUCCUGGCAAGAGGAUGGCGAGGAAGAUGCUGACAGUGAGAAGGUGAACAUGGUUUCGAGUUCUCAGACACAAGAAGAGCUUCGUGUCUCCCAGAAGUCUCUCAGCAGCACGGACUCUUCUGAGGAGGGCUCAUACGUCCUGUGGGCUGAUGUCAACUCAGAGGAAACAGAGCUGUGAAAGAAACACGUGUUUUAAAAAUAGUCAAUAAAAGCAU
This is a messenger RNA of Lepisosteus oculatus (spotted gar), 1427 nucleotides long. RefSeq names its product proteoglycan 4-like. The record is from RefSeq and is a predicted model, not a curated record. NCBI's taxonomy places the organism in Eukaryota, Metazoa, Chordata, Actinopteri, Semionotiformes, Lepisosteidae.